Messenger RNA from Pestalotiopsis fici W106-1, 864 nucleotides. RefSeq lists its product as uncharacterized. The record is from RefSeq and is a predicted model, not a curated record. Gene Ontology annotation, molecular function: metal ion binding. Bases 1 to 864 code for a protein of 287 amino acids. Lineage: Eukaryota; Fungi; Ascomycota; Sordariomycetes; Amphisphaeriales; Sporocadaceae. Gene Ontology annotation, biological process: protein histidyl modification to diphthamide. The transcript has a single exon.
AUGGCACCAUCAUCGUCUUCACAGGAGCCCUCCCACUUCGAGGUACUCUCCCUGACCCCAAACUCACUCGACGGCCAGGACUCCUCCACCCAGGCCAAGACUGUGAAACAGGCGUACCGGCGCGCCCUGCUCAAGCACCAUCCAGACAAGAACCAGCAAGCCAAGGCCCAGGACUCGCCAGCGGAUCCGGCCGAGACCAAGAAAAAGAACGGAGAUGAGCAAUUCACCGUGGACCAAAUCACCGAGGCCUUUACCGUCCUCAGCGACACGCGGCAGCGCCGCGAGUACGUCCGCUCACUGCAGACGGAGUCGCGGACCUCGACAACAGGGGGAGGCGGCGGCGCCAACUUUUCUUCAUCGUCUCGCCAAAAGCAAGACUACACCUACCAGCAGACCUUUAACUUUAAGCACUCGCAGCAGCAGCCGGCGCAGCAGCAACAGGCCCGCCCGCACUCGUCCUCGGGCGUCGAGACGGUGGAUCUCGACGACGUCAAGUGGGACGGCAAGAGGCAAGUGUACCACCACACGUGCGGCCGGUGCGGCACCGACCGCGGCUACUGCUUCCGCGAGCUGGAUCUGGACGAGGUGGGCGAGGACGGCGAGCUCAUGGUCCAGUGUACUGGGUGCUCGCUCUGGCUGCGCGUCUUGUUUGACGAGGCUGAAGACGACGAGGAUGACGAGGAGCGGCAACAAGGUGGUGCCGGCAAGGAUGUCAAGUCGCGGAGCGGGAGUCAGGGAGAGGAGCUGCGGCACACUACGAGCGGCAGUUCGAGCGGCAAGAGCGGCGGCUGGAGCUGGAAGUUCAACUUUGGCAUUUCUAUUGGAGGAGGUGCCAGUGCUAGUGCCAGCGCAGGACGAAAGUGA